CUCAACCUUUUCAUCUGUGCUACACAAUUGUUCAGUUACGACAUUCACUGUCGUUAUUUUGGUUCAGGUGUCGGUGAAGUGUGAUUAUCGUGUUAUUAUGUGUAAUUAAGUCAAAUCUGGAAAUAAAAUGAAUAGGCAUGCAGAAAUUAAAAGAGAUGCGGAGGCUCCCGCAGAAUUGGAGAGUCAGUUUAUUUUACGGUUACCACCGGAACCAGCAAAAGUUUUACGUGAAGCUUUAAGAAGUGGGUCUGUUCAUCUGAAGGACAGAUUGACCAUAAAGCUUGAGAAUGAUAUGCGUUAUGGGGAAGUCAGGGUGGACCACUGGCUGAUGCAUGCAAAGGUUGUUGAUGUUCCAACAAUAGUUGAAUCUUUAAAGACGAUAGACAACAAGAGUUUCUAUAAGACAGCAGAUAUAUGUCAGCUGUUGAUAUGCAAAGAAGAGGAUGACCAGACGACUACAGAUGAAGAAUCACCUGUAAAAACAAAGAAGAAAGAUCCCAACAAAGUGGACAAGAAGUUUCUGUGGCCUCAUGGUGUCACAUCUCCCCUGAAGAAUGUGCGUCGCAGACGGUUUCGUAAGACCUUGAAGAAGAAAUAUGUUGAGGCUCCUGAGAUUGAGAAGGAGGUGAAACGGCUGCUUCGGGUGGACAAUGAUGCAGUUGGCGUCAAGUGGGAAGUCAUCAACGAGGAUGAUGAGAAAGUGAAGGCUGGAAUUAUCAAGGAAGAGAACGGAGGCCUUGGCAUGGGACAGCAUGGAGACAUGUCGUUUGAAACCAGCAACCAGCACAGCGUUGAUGUUGCUGAGCAUGACAUAUUUGGUGAGGCAGUUAGUGACUCUGAAGAAGAAGAGACUAACAUCAACAUUAUGGAGCUGGAGGAUGAGACGAGUCGUCCGUCUGCCGAUGACAGUCGACUGUCAGAUUCCAUGUCUUUACAGGAUGCAUCAGACCGACCGGAGAUGUUUAGCCCACGGGGGAUGUUCAUGCCAGAGCGCAGUGGAAGGAAGCACCUAAGUGGAAUGUCCUCUCUUGCUCUUGUGAAGCAAGAGCAAGAGAGGCACGCGCAGGAUUUCAGUCGGCAGUCGAGCGAGUUUCCCCAUCAGGAAGGUAUAAAGGCAGAGCCCAUGUCAUUUGACUUCGACAUCCUGAAGGCAGAGCUGAACAAUGCAGAAGAAUCUGAUUAUGGUGGUGCACCUCAGAUGUCACAAGCCAGCAUUAGAUCCCGAUUAGAUGCUCUUCAGCAACAGUUGGCAGACCUGCGCAACAGACGACAGCAGCAGGAGCUAGAAAUUGCCAAUAUUGAGAACUAUGCUCUACGGCAGCGGUUCCAGGACAUCCUUGACAACUUGCUCACGGAGCAGCUGGAGAAAGAACAGGAGUACCAGGAGUUGACAGCAUUGUUACAAUUGUCAUGAAGAUAUGGUGCACUGUGGUGAAUAGCUUGAAGACUGAUGUAGUGGAUAUAUCUAAUGACAUCAUAUUGCCUGCAUUGCCAUUGGAGCUGGUUCAAAAAAACGUGUCUUUGAGGAUGCACUUUGUACAUGUAGAACUUUAUGUCAGUAGGAUUUAAGGUUUUCACUGUAGUGGGUACAAAGAUGGCUGUUUUCUGAGUUGUAGUGCUGCAUAGUGGUAGACUACCAGACUACGUGGUGCUACAAUCUAGUAGACAGCCAUCUUCUUACCUCAUAGUGUUAGAUAGUUCAUGCACCUUCCUUUUAUGAUUGCUUGAACGAUAAAUAAAUCGUCAUUCGUUUCUAUACCAUGUGAUACUGCAUAAUCUUACCAUACUGCUAAAAAUGGUGAGCUGAGCCGACUGGGGGCUGAAUGUGUUGAGAUGAUAUUAAAUUAGAGCCAUGAACAUAAUGUACAGGUCACAUUUGCUGUUUUCAGUGAUGCACAGUUUGAAAUAUUUAGAUGACUAAAAUAUUUGAUACUGGUAAAUAUUAAUUUGAAAAUAUAUCUUUAUAUAUUAUACAGUUAUAUAUAUAUAUAAGAAAACAGGAA
Zootermopsis nevadensis is the source of this 2003-nucleotide messenger RNA. Lineage: Eukaryota; Metazoa; Arthropoda; Insecta; Blattodea; Termopsidae. The record is from RefSeq and is a predicted model, not a curated record.